CACUCUUUAUAUAACAAAACGAUAAUUACCAAUUUUUUCUCGAUUCUAAAACUAACUUAAACUCAAUUUAUCUUUUUAUAUGCAUGCACAGUGUUAUUGCAUAUGCUAUUUUCGCAAUUUAAGGUCCUAUAUUUCUCUGCGCCAGCAGAUAUACAUCAAACUGUUAAUUAUUUGUGUGUUUAUUAAAACCAUGGAUACACAUCAUCCAUGCUUAAUGUAAAUCUAAUCUUUAUAUUUUUUGAAAAUAUGAUCGAAAUAAAUGUUUUUAAAAAGUGGCGCGUUAAAUACUGUCAUAUCAAUCGGGUUUGCACGAGCAUGGCCCGAGCGAGUUGCCUGACGGUUCCGUUCUCGUCCUUCCGUAAAUCGUAAAUGAAAUGUGAAUACGUUGUCGCGUUGUCGCCAUUUUUCGGUUUUAGUUUACUGUUUUCUCGUUUGAUGCAUAGUAGUGUACAAUUUAAAAGAUGUUUCACGUUGUGGAGUUUGAUGAAGAUGGGAGUUUGGCAAUAAUUGUCGAUAAGUGGUAUACGCCAGAAAAGCGGAAUGUUCUUUGGCCACCAAAACAUUAUAAUUAUAACAAAGCGGUUAGACAUCUGUUGGACGCGGCUGGGGACUGGGACAAAUUUUCCGUAAAAAGGAAGUUCUACGAAACUGACAAUUUGGAAAUAGCAAAAAAUAAAUUAAAAGUGGCAGAAAACUUAAGUGAUGUUAAUACAGGGGAUGAGGCAGAUAAACGACAUGCUAAGAAGCCAAACAGACUUGAAAGCAGUGAUGAUGAAAUUUCGGAAUUUGACUAUGAAAGGCCCCCAAGAUUGUCAGUUACAACUUUAAAGAAACAAACAGUACAACAGAAGAUUUUGGAAAAUCUGGUUUUUUUAAAGGAACAAAACAAGGAAAUAAUUACUUUAUUAAAAACUAGACCAUUAGUAUCAGGGACCCAGAGCAUUACUACUUCUAUACCAAAAUUUCCCGUUGAUAUACCUUGUGUAGGUUUAAAUGAAGUUCAGAAACUUGAACAAUAUUUAGUUGACAAAGAGAAAUUCAAAGUUAUGAACAUGGAAAGCCGUGGCAAGAUGCCAGUUUCAAUAGUGAGGCAAAAAACUGAAGGUAUUGUGGUGGCCAAUCAAAAGAAGCAAUUAUUAGUAAAUAAUAAUAAUAAUAUGAACUCGUCGAAUGAAACUAGUUUUCAGGCUAGUAUUAGCGAGACGAACAUUUUAUUGGUCGAUGAUAUCAGAAGUCAGAGUUUUGAUAUAAUGACGACUCCGAUAGUAUUUCAGCAGAACCAGCUUUUAAAAAAUAGCACCUUAAAAACUACCACCCCAAAAAUCCAGAUGAAAUUUGAAGGUCCUAUCUCUGUACGUGAUGCAGAUCUACUAGAAUAUCCUAAGCUCCAAUCAAUGCGUAGCUGUAAAAAUAACAUGGACGUAACAAAACCAGAACAAAUUGAACCUUACAUCGUCGAAGUGGAUACAACUAUAAUCAGUUCAAAAUGUUAUGAUUAG
Messenger RNA from Psylliodes chrysocephalus, 1499 nucleotides. NCBI's taxonomy places the organism in Eukaryota, Metazoa, Arthropoda, Insecta, Coleoptera, Chrysomelidae. The record is from the annotation of a GenBank genome assembly.